Messenger RNA from Besnoitia besnoiti, 3237 nucleotides. RefSeq names its product aminopeptidase N protein. Gene Ontology annotation, molecular function: zinc ion binding; metallopeptidase activity; aminopeptidase activity. The record is from RefSeq and is a predicted model, not a curated record. The transcript has 12 exons. Gene Ontology annotation, biological process: proteolysis. Bases 1 to 3237 code for a protein of 1078 amino acids. NCBI's taxonomy places the organism in Eukaryota, Apicomplexa, Conoidasida, Eucoccidiorida, Sarcocystidae. Gene Ontology annotation, cellular component: cytoplasm.
AUGGAUGUCAGCGUAGUGGUUCAAAGGCAGACUACGGCUGUCAACGGAGCUGCCCCGCAGCUGGGCUCCAAAGGCGCGUGUGGGCCUUCGUCCUCUCUUAUCGUUUGGCCAGAACGAAAAGGAGUUUCGUACCGCAUGUCCAGUUCCGUUCUCAUCUUCUAUGCGGUGUGUGCGUUUGUUUCCUGUCCGACGAACUCGCCGUACACAGCUCGCGCGUCUGAGAGCGUGAAUGUAGUGACUCGACGGCAGCAAAAUGAAACCGGACGUGAAGUGAUGGUUCACAGGGGGUUCUCUGUGAAGAAACACGACGCUCAUGCGCAGGCAACAGGGUCCAGGUCAUACAGCCGCGAGAGCUAUGAGCCGUCGGACUUCGUUAUCGAAGCUGUCUUCCUUGACUUCGAUUUGCACGAAACAGAAACACGGGUAAAGGCCACGCUUACGAUGUACCGCCGCGCUGGCUGCCCGCCCGCCGACCUCGUUCUGGACGGCGAAAACCUCACGGCGGAAGCUGUGGCUGUCUCAUACGCUCGAGUUGACCAGAGUGAGCAUCGGAAUAUGAAUGUUCAACAAGCCUCUGCAGGAGACCCACAGGACACCGCAAGCCGCGGCACCGCUCCGGUGGCUGAAGGACAAGGAGCGGAUCACCGUCACAACUUCCGGCAACCUGAGGCAUCUGCUGCCUUCCAUGCUUCCCCCCUCUUCUCCCCCAUUCCUGGGCAAGAAGAGAACUCCGCGAGCCAUGCGAUCGUCGUGGACGAAGCAGAAGGUUCCUUGCGCAUAAACAAGACCAUCCUUCCCGCCGACGCGGAGCACCGCUUUGUAGUCCGCACUCAGGUUAGAAUAAAUCCGAAAGAAAACUCUCGCCUGCUCGGGCUUUACACCUCUGACGGCGUGCUCGUAACGCACAACGAAGCAGAAGGUUUCCGGCGAAUCACCUACUUCCUCGAUCGGCCUGAUGUCCUUGCAUACUGGCGGGUCAGGCUUUCUGCGGACAAAAAGAAAUAUCCCGUCUUGCUGAGCAACGGAGACUUGAUAGAGUCUGGCGAGGACGCGAGCGACGCAACAAAACACUUUCGUGUCUUCUUCGACCCUCACAAGAAACCCAGCUACUUAUUUGCGCUGGUAGCCGGAGACCUGCGUUCUGUCGAGCAGAACUUUGAAACGCGCACCCAGAAGCUGGUGCGCGUCGCAGUAUGGGGAGCUCCGGAGAACGUGAAGAAGCUCGACUGGGCACUGCAGAGCGCCAUCCGCUCGAUGCGCGCGGACGAGAUCCUUUUUGGAAGAGAAUAUGAUUUGAAGAGCUUUCACAUUGCCUGCGUCGAAGGUUUCAAUGCGGGAGCGAUGGAGAAUAAAGGCUUGAAUAUCUUCAACUGCAACGCGCUGCUCGCGCAUCCUCAAACGACCACAGAUCACGAGUACAGACACAUUUUAAACAUCAUCGGCCAUGAGUACUUUCACAACUGGAGCGGCGACCGCGUGACCGUUAGAGACUGGACGGAACUGACUGUGAAAGAAGGGCUUACAGUAUUCCGCGACCAGGAGUUCAUGCGGCAUGAGUUCUCCAGGGACGUCAAGAGACUCGAAGACAUUCGGCGCAUCAUUUCCGAGCAAUUCGCCGAAGACAGCGGUUCCCUGGCGCACGCUGUUCGGCCAGAUCACUACGCCGCCGUCAACAAUCUGUACUCCGUGACGGUCUACCGCAAGGGCGCCGAGAUCAUUCGCAUGUACUCCAUCCUGCUGGGGGCGUCCGCCUUCCGCGAGGGUCUCGACUUGUUUUUUUCGCGCUUUGACGGCCGGUCUGCGACGUGCGAGGAUCUUCACGGCUCCAUGGAGGAGGCGAGCGGGCGCGAUCUAUCGCAGUUCUUCCGCUGGUUCACGCGCCAAGGCACUCCGAGUGUGGAGAUUUCCAAUCUCCAUUUCGACGAAAGACGAAAACGUUUUUCGUUCACCGUGAGGCAAAAGCCCCCGCCCAUGUCCAACUAUGAGACACGCACGCUCGGCGAGGACGCCGAGCUCCUCCACAUUCCUAUUCGCUUCAGCUUCAUCGACAGAUACUCCCAAAGGCCGAUUCUCUAUAACGGAGAGCGCUCGAUGCUCCUCGAACUUCGCGAAGAAGAACAGACGGUCACCCUCCCGGAUGUCACAGAAGAGCCCGUCAUUGCUGCUCUGGAGUCUUUCUCGGCCCCCGUGAGGCUUGUCUUCCCGUCGCAAACCGACGCUGACUUGGCGCUGCUGGUCAGCGCCAGCGGCGACCCCUACACGCGGUGGAAUGCGCUCCAGCUCCUUGCCCUGAAGGCCUUGAAGAGCAGGCUAGCGACCGAGGCGAACAACGAAGAGGAAAGCGGCCCCGUUGUUCCUGCUAGCCUCAGUGAUAGCUUCAUCGCCGUACUUCACGAUCGAUCCGCUGACCAGGCCUUGACAGCCUUGCUUCUGGACCUUCCAGGGUAUUCGCGUUUGGAGCAGGAGGCUCCUCUGCCUCUCGAUCCCGACGCUAUUCUGUCUGCUCGGCGCGAGCUGCUUCGCGACAUCUACCACCGGCACAAGGCUGCAAUAGACGCAGCCUAUGAGGCAACAACCAUUCCAAAGCUGGAAGAUGAAGAACAAGACAGCGCUCUCGAAUCUCCGAAGGACCCUUCCCAGUGGCGACGGCGCGCUUUGCGCUCCGUCCUCCUGCAGUACGUGACAGCUGACAGAGACGAAAGGGCGAUGCGGGUGGCCUUCACGCACUUCAAAAAUGCACGUGUCAUGACAGACAAAAUCGCCGCUCUCAGUGUUUUGACUAGCUUGCCAUACGCGCAAGAAAGGCAGGAAGCUCUGGAGAUGUUUUAUCAGGAGGCCAAAGGCAAUCCUCAACUCCUGACCAAGUGGUUCGCGCUUCAAGCUCUUUCGAGUCUGCCCGAGACUGUGGACCGCGUGCGGGAGCUGAGCAGACACCCCGAAUAUAAGCCGACCGUUCCGAAUUUCGUUCGUGCUCUGUUUUCGAACUUCAUGAACGGAAAUCCUGCGGCAUUUCACCGGCGCGACGGUGCUGGAUAUGAACUCGCGUAUGAGUUCCUCGCCUCGAUGGACCGUGUCAAUCCUCGCACAGGUGCUCGCGCAGCAGGCGCGUUCCUGAACUGGAAGAAGUACGACGAGGGCCGUAAAGAGAAGAUGAAAGAUGUUCUACAGAGACUUGCACAGCUCCCGGACAUUUCAAAGGACCUGAAAGACGUCGUUGGCCGUGCGCUAGGAGCAUGA